AUGUCAUAUAACAAUGAUGGUUAUUAUCAACCACCUUACUCGUCAGCAUCUUCAAUGCCAACACCAACUCGUACUCCACCACCGAUAGCCGGUGCACCAACAAAUCCUUCAACAGCUAUAUUUAAUGCUAUAUUACAGGACAAUGUAGGAUUAAUUAGAUCAAUUUUGAAUCAAACAAAUUAUGAUCUUAAUAAUCUUAGGAACAGAGAUGGAAAAACUCCUCUUAUGGUGGCUGCCUGUGAAAAUUGUUCGCUUGUUACUAUGUUUCUAUGUAAUCUAAACAAUUUAAAAAUUGAUUUGCAAAACAAUGAUGGUGAUUCUGCAUUGCACCAAGCUUCUGCUGCGGGAAAUGUUGAAAUCGUUGAAAUAUUGAUUAAUGCAAACGCGCGUGUCGAUUUGUGUAAUAAUGAAAACAUCACUCCGCUUAUUAUCGCCGCUUAUAAUGGUCACGCUGACGUUUGUCAAACCCUUAUUGAUCUCGGUAAUGCAAAUGUAAAUUUCCAAGAUAAUUCACGUAAAUCAGCCUUAUCCUUGGCAGCUUAUGAAGGACACGUGGAAGUUAUCAAAAUUUUAUUGUCUCGAGGGGCCAAUGCCAAUAUUAUAGAUGAGUAUGGUUGGACACCUUUAAUGCUUGCGGCGUUUUCAGGUCAUUCAAAUGUGUGUCAUUUAUUGUUGGAAAAUAAUGCUAACAAGCAUAUUACUGCAAAAAAUGGUAAAACUUCUGUUGCUCUUGCACGAGAAGCUGGUCAUAAUCGUACUGCGGAUUUUAUAGAAAAUUAUGUUCCUGGUGUCCCUCCAUCUCUACCAAAUAGAAUCCAAGCUCCUCCAUCAAAUAUUAUUCCAAAGGGUCCAUCUGAUCCGGUACCAUAUUCUGCUCCGUAUGCAAAGAGUGAUUACUUCCAUAUUCCAAUACCAAGUGUGGAAGAUCCUUAUUCAUCACCAAGGGGAUUUAUGAUGCCACUUGAACGCAGAGAUACUAGAAGAUCACUUCAUCCUAAAAAUUCUAGUCGUCACAAAGCCCUAUAUGUUAAUGUAGACGUAAAUUCUACUGGAAAUAAAGUGCCGCAUAUCACCACAGCACCUCAUGUAAGAAAAGACAUGGCUCCUAGAGAUAAGGAAACUUUAUGGGUUUAUUUCUCUUGGGUUGUCACUGCAUGUUGUAUAGGCCCUGUUUUGUCAGCAUGUUGCCGAAUGAAAGAUCCUAAUACUCGUCAGGCAUGGCGUGAAAAAGUAGCAUUGUGUUUCAUUAUUUUAUGUAUCUCCUUAUUUAUGGGAUUUUUGACAUUCGGAUUUUCACAAUUUGCAUGUCAAAUACAACGUCCUCUCUAUCCACAAGACAUCCUUAGACUUUACGGCCCUGAUGCGCCAGGCAUGAAAGUACACAUUGUCCGUGGUCGACUUUACAAUACUGGCGUUUACUUCUCUAGUGGUAGUCAUCGUCCAAUCUUUCCUUUUAAUGAUUCGGAUUUAUUUCCACUUGUCUCGGACAGGUUUGGAAAAGAUAUUUCGGACUACUUUCCACCAGAUAAUCACGCUUUCCACGGAUGCAAUACUUCACCAGUAAAUAAUGGUAGCAUUUGUGAUUUAGCUAUUAGAACUGGUGACAAUAGAUAUCAUUGUCACACCUCCCCCGCUUCAAAUGAAGCAUUAAAAGAUUUAGAUUUGAACCUUUUUGUUGGGUACACGUGGGAUAAUAUCAGUAAUACCAAAAAUAACUUGUUCGUAUUUAAAGAGAAUGUCUAUGAUUUGAGUGCAUAUUUAAAUUUACAAUCAGACAAUCAAUGGCUUGGUAGUAGUGAUGUGACCACUUGGCUCUCAGGUCUCGUGGGCCGUGAUGCUACAAUGGAUAUAAUUCGUACCCAAAAAACAAAAGAUAUUGCUAAAUGCUUUGAUCAUUUUUUAGUGGGUAAAAUUGAUG
Racocetra fulgida is the source of this 1918-nucleotide messenger RNA. NCBI's taxonomy places the organism in Eukaryota, Fungi, Glomeromycota, Glomeromycetes, Diversisporales, Gigasporaceae. The record is from the annotation of a GenBank genome assembly.